Messenger RNA from Lipotes vexillifer (Yangtze River dolphin), 754 nucleotides. RefSeq names its product glutathione S-transferase zeta 1 (gene GSTZ1). The transcript has 9 exons. Gene Ontology annotation, molecular function: maleylacetoacetate isomerase activity; glutathione transferase activity. Gene Ontology annotation, biological process: L-phenylalanine catabolic process; glutathione metabolic process. Gene Ontology annotation, cellular component: mitochondrion; cytoplasm. The coding region runs from base 33 to 686 and encodes 217 amino acids. The record is from RefSeq and is a predicted model, not a curated record. NCBI's taxonomy places the organism in Eukaryota, Metazoa, Chordata, Mammalia, Artiodactyla, Lipotidae.
UUCCCUGAGAGGCCAAGGGUCACCACAUCAUCAUGGCUGAGUCUAGGAAGCCCAUCCUCUAUUCCUAUUUCCGAAGCUCCUGCUCAUGGAGAGUUCGAAUCGCUCUGGCCUUGAAAAACAUGGACUAUGAGAUGAUAACCAUCAACCUCACAAAGGAUGGGGGGCAGCAGUUCUCUGAAGAAUUCCAGGCCCUGAAUCCCAUGAAGCAGGUGCCAGCCCUGAAGAUUGAUGGAAUCACCAUUGGCCAGUCACUGGCCAUCAUUGAGUACCUGGAGGAGACCCGGCCCACGCCGCGACUCCUGCCUCAGGACCCAAAGAAGAGGGCCCACGUGCGCAUGAUUUCCCACCUCCUGGCCAGCGGCAUCCAGCCCCUGCAGAACCUGUCUGUCCUGAAGCAAGUGGGACAGGAGAACCAGCUGACCUGGGCCCAGCAGGCCAUCAGUUCUGGCUUUAACGCUCUGGAGCAGAUCCUGCAGAGCACAGCAGGGACGUACUGUGUGGGAGAUGAGGUGUCCAUGGCUGAUCUGUGCUUAGCGCCUCAGGUGGCAAAUGCUGACAGGUUCAAGGUGGAUCUCACUCCCUACCCUACCAUCAGCCGUAUCAACAAGUCACUGCUGGCCUUGGAGGCCUUCCAAGUGUCUCACCCCUGCCGGCAGCCAGAUACACCCCCUGAGCUGAGGGCCUAGCUCUCAAACCGCGCCCACUGGUGCAGGGGCCGGGAGCGGGUGCGGGAGCAGAAGCUGCAUGGGCUGAA